AUGGGUUUGCCAGAUCAAGAAACGCCGCAACGAAGGUCCCCACAAUGCCAAUGGCGACGGAUUCCGGCACUGAAGCCGCUGGUGAAUCCCCACUCUCCUGUUCCUCAUCUCACACGGCCACUGGUGGUGGUUGCUGCGGAGCAUCGCCGCCGCUGGUGGGUCGAGUCCGCAGUCCGCACGCGACGUGUUGGACGAAAGUGUCUACGAAGGAAGCGAGGCGCCGCCGCCGGGACCGUUGUGGGCGACUGGGCGGACGUUCCGGCAGACAUCCUAGGCACCGUGCUCGGCCUCCUCCCCUGCCUCGCCGACCGCGCCAGCGUGCGGUCCGUGUGCAGCGACUGGCGCGCCGCCGCGCGCAUCCAGGCCCUGCCCGCACCGCUGCCCGUGCUGGUGCUCCCCAGAUUCAUCAGGUUCUCUUGCUUGACCUCCAAUGGGGCGCUAACUGCCGCCCGGCACGCCAUGAUGCCCGUCGUGGCGGCGGGCGAUGAUGCCUUGAUCGUGGGCUCUUCUGACGACUGCCAGCGAGCCCACAGGGGUGCACCUGGACUGGCUCUCUGGCAACCUGGAAUGACCUCAUGGUAUCUUUGUCGAAGCGCUCGAAUUGAUUCUUUCAGCGGUGAUCUUGCCUUCUAUCAGGGGAAGUUGGAGGACGAGCACGGUGUCAGUUUGUCCUGUGCUGAGCAUUAUAAGAUUAAUCGGCUUAUCCCUUCCAAGACCAUUGAUUCAACGAGGUGCAACCUGGUGGUAUGGCGUGAAAAACUGCUAUUAAUCAUCAGAUUCUACAGUGAUUACACUUACAUGACGAUGGACUGCAAACCUCAGAGUGUUGAGGUGUUUGCAUUAGACUUCAGCACAAGCCCUUGUGGAGUCACUCAGAUUCAUAACUUUGAUAGCGGUUUCAGAUCCUUUUCUGCUGGUUUGCAUGUUGGGGUUCAAGGUGACCUUAUCUACUUUUUAGAUGAAUGCAUCAUCAAUAAGGUUUCUUAUACAUGUGUGCACAACAUGAGAGGGGGUACACUGAGGCGUUUUGCUGCCGGUCUACCUCUACCCAAGUCAGGGGUACCAAAGGAGUCCUGCAGUGAUUUCCCCGUUUGGAUGUUUCCUUCUUGA
Molecule: messenger RNA, 1110 nt
Organism: Miscanthus lutarioriparius
Lineage: Eukaryota; Viridiplantae; Streptophyta; Magnoliopsida; Poales; Poaceae
Source: the annotation of a GenBank genome assembly